This is a messenger RNA of Octopus bimaculoides (California two-spot octopus), 5448 nucleotides long. RefSeq names its product sphingomyelin phosphodiesterase 5. The record is from RefSeq and is a predicted model, not a curated record. Gene Ontology annotation, cellular component: cytoplasm. Lineage: Eukaryota; Metazoa; Mollusca; Cephalopoda; Octopoda; Octopodidae. Gene Ontology annotation, molecular function: sphingomyelin phosphodiesterase activity.
CACUACUCCUCUCUUCCAUAAUUCUGACCAUUCUUACUUAGACCUCACUCUUUGCCCCCUCCCUCUAUCCUCUGUGCUCCCAUCUCUUCCAUGUUUAUUUAUCGUCUGUUGUACUUUCAGUUCUUCCUUGUCUGUCUUUGCACACACACACACACACACACACACACACACACACACACACACAAUGUGAUCAUUCUCAUUUCUCUCUCUUCUCCCUUCUUUCAUUCUCCAUUCGUCACCGUCUUUCAUUCACUCUCUUUGUAAUUCUAUAUACAUUUAUUACUCUUUCACAUAUGUGAGUCUUCUCAAAUACCUUUUCCUCCCUUAUCUUCUCUUCUUCAUUUGUCAUAUUUCCCCCUCCACUUCUGCCCCUUGUCUCUGUAAAUGUAUUUUUAUUUCUGAUUUCUCUCUCUCUUUCUCUCACUUUGUCUUUUAGUCUAUCUAUCUCUCUGUAAAUUUUACUAUUUCUCUGUCAAACACACACACUUAUACUCUCUCUCUCUCUCUCUCUCUCUCUCUCAGUCUAUCUAUAUCUUUCUUAAUCUCUAUUUCUCUGUCAAUCUCUGUCUUUCUAUUAGUAGAGCUUUUCCAAUCAAGCCAUAUCCCUCUGUUGUUCUUUCACUGUUAAUUCUUACUAUUUUUCUCUGUUAACCCCUCUCUUUCCCCUCUUUCUGUUAACCUCACUCUUUCCCUAUCAAUCUCUCUAUUUACCUCUCUAUCAAUCCCUCUUUGUUAGUCUUACUAUUUCUCUAUCAAUCUUUCUCUCUCCGUCCUUUUUUUCUAUGUUUAUCUCUUGGGUCCAUUCCGUCCGAUUCUUGUUUUUUCUCUUCUCGCAAUCUUCUUUCGCCUUAUCUUUCUUUCUCUGUCAUUCUCUCUACCCUACAGUCUCUCCUUGCUCUGUCUUUAUCCAUUCUGUCGCCUUCUCUCUUUCACUUUUUCCCUUUUUUUCCCCUCACCUGUUUUAUUUAUGCAACUUCCUAGUUGGACCCUGCAAUCAACAUUGUCUUUUGUAUCGAUAUAUCUAUCUACCCUCUUUCACACACAUUCUCAUCUCACUAUCCAUCAAUUUCUCUCACCCUCAUUCUCUCUAUCCACCCAUCCAUCCAUCUAUCUAUCUAUCUAUCUUUAUUUAUUUCACUAACCCGCGACCCUGAUAUAUACAUAAUAUACUAUGAAAACGCAUGCUCAACGUUCACAGAUAAAAAGAAAAGCAGCACGAAAACAAACAGCAAAUAUAGCAAACACGAAAGACAACAAACAUCAUUGGUAACAUCAACAACUAGAAACCUAGCAGCCAAACGAAAGCCAAAACGAAGCGAAACCUUAAAACAGCAAGUGCGCCGAGCUGAGCGAAACACGACCAGCGGACGAAUUAUAUGUGGAUUCUUGUUUCUUUUAUGUCCACUGUCAACUACAUAACUUGUGUUCCUGUAAAGAAACACCAAAAUUGAUAAGAACCUCUGAACCAUCAAUUGAGAAACUGUCUCUAGUUCUAUCGGAAGAAUGUUAUACAAAAAUGAAUUCCAGUUUAAUUCCCUCCAUUUGUUAUUUAAUUUGAAUGAGAACAUUCUCCGUAUUUUCCUAUGGAGUCUCAACCAACUUCUUGGACUUUUUGUCUUGACCACUCCAGAAAUGGACAGUAUAUUUACCAUCCUUUUAAACAUGACUCUUGUCUUGCCCUGUUUAGUUCUCCUUUUUGUUACUUUACCAUUGGGUAUUGUUGGAUUUUUCAUACGAUGUGCCUUGCACCAAUUCAGGAAACCCUAUGUGUAUAGCUACCAAAAACCAAUGUUUCUAGACAUCAGCAGGGUACCCUGUAAAGUGGCUAUCGCCACGUCCAAUGUCUGCCUCCUGCCAGAGUUUCUUUCUCGCUACAAUAAUUUGCUAGACGGUGAUCGAAGGGCGCGGUUAAUUGGCGAGAGGAUAGUUGACGAUGAAUGUCUGAACCUCAAAAGAAGUAACGACGUUAGUGAAGGCAACAACACUAGAGCUAACUGUGAUAAUCACGCAUUACAUUCUUCAUGCAAUGGUCCAGAAACUGCUUCACACAAUAAUCUGAAUUCUAACUUUUCUUCUUAUCACAAAGACAGUAACCAUAUCCACAUGAGAAACGUGAAUGAUUCAAAAGCUUUCAACAGAGAGAUCCUGGCACAUUUUCCCCAACUUGAUUUUGUCUGUUUCCAAGAAACAUGGAACCGAGACUUGGCCAAAAAACUCCUACAUAAAAUCCAUCCUGUUUUUCCAUACAUAAUUUACGAUGUAGGUGUGAUGAACAUGUCCAGCAACAGGUUCCUAAUCAACAGCGGACUGAUGGUUGCCAGCAAAUACCCUGUCGAAGAUGUUGAAUUCAAGUGGUUUAAGCAGUCGACUUUGGCCUGCCGCUUCAGUGGCAAAGGUUUACUUAUGGUCAAGAUAGUUCUUGGAGAAGAGAAGACUGGUAAAAGGGCGGUUGGCUAUGUUUAUAACACACAUCUACAGGCUUAUGAAGGUGAAGAGAAAAUUUUAGACAAACAACUCAACGAUAUUGUGGACUGGACCACUGAUUUUAAGAAGAGCACCCAUCGAGAAAAUGAUGACGUCAAAUUUGACUUUCUUUGUGGAGAUUUCAACUUCGACAAUUUAUCACCAGGUGAAGCCCACCUUCAGAAUCACCCCAUUUACAACAUUUACGAAGAUCCUGGUCGUGUACGUGAUGGUGUCGACUGUCCCUGGGUUGUUGGUACAGAAUUACGUCCACUUCUGUUGUGGGACAAAGCCAUAUCUACACCAGAAGGUUUGAGAAUAGUGCUGCAGGAUCCAGAUUUACGCCACCAAUUUAUCAACGAUGCCAAUAUUCAAAAGAAGACAAUAUCGGAACUUUGCCACACUCUUCCACAGCUUGAUGAAAAUGGUAAAAUGAAAUUAAGAUGUGAAAUUGCUGGCAAAAGAAGAAUUGAUCGCAUCUUUUACAGAAAAGAAAGCCCUGUUAAAAUCAAAGCAUACAAUUUCAUCAGCCGGUUGGCAUCCCUCACAGAUCACAUUCCCGUUGCAAUGACAGUCCAAAUUUCGACCAAUUCCUCUUGAUUCUUCUAUAGAACAAGCCUCCUUUAUUUUCUGGGGACUUCAUAUAUUUAUUUUAUUUAUUUUGUUUUUGAUAUUUUGUAUGUAUGUAUAUGUAUAUAUAUAUAUAUAUAUAUAUAUAUAUAUAUAUAUAUUUGUUUUGCCUUUUUUUUUAUUGGAAACAUUCUUCUGUUGUUUGCUGUUGUUGUUGUCGUCAUCGACGAUCACAUUCCCGGUGAGCACUGUAGCUGUAAGAGGGGAGGUGGCGCUGUAGUCGCUCUCUGUGGCAAAACCAUGUUUGCUGAAAUACUGGGUUCUAAUUAUUAGCCUUGACCUUGCUUGCUCAUGCUACCUGUAAACAGGUAGGUAGACACAUGAACAUUCUGACUUCUAUUCCCCACCACCACCACCACCACCACUACUAAUGUUUCAACCUUGGUAUUCCCACCCCAUCCAUCCUCCCAUUCUGCUUAACCGAUCUCUGAUGUCAAAUAGGGCCAAAUACCUUUGAUUGAAAAAUGUCAAGAUUAGUUAAACUCUCAAAGACAAGAAAAACACAAUACUGCUAAAAAUUCAUGUGUAUGUGGUGUGUGAUGACAGUGUGUAAAUGGAUGUGUGUGUGUGUAUAUAUAUAUACACACACUCACACACACACAUAUAACAUGUAUGUAUAUAUAUAUAUGCAUAUAUAUAUAUCCAAUGAAAUAUCCCAAGCUAUGCAUUCUGGGAUAGUGUUGUCAAUUUAACAUCAUCUGCAGUAGUUUGUGAUUGUGAUGGCAUUAUUUUUAUUGAAUUGCCAAUCUAUUGCACACACUCACACACACACCACCUUGGUCAGAUGCAUAAUAUGACCUCUAGUAUGUUAACUACCAGAAUCCAACAUGCUUUCACCUUUUCUCUUUCUGUGACCUUCCCAUCUUUCGAUAAUUUCAAGGCAGUUAUGGUUGGCAUCAGAUGAUGACUUUGAGAAGCAGUAUAGGUUUUGCUUUUGUCUUUUUUUUUUUUGUUUUUUGUAUUUUGUUUGUUGAAAAUCAAAAAGCAAAAAAGAAAGGUAAAAAAAUAUAACUAACAAACCAAGAAGCUCCUUAAAUCCAAAACUCAGAAUUUCCUGUGUAAUACUGCCCCAUCAUCACUACCAUCCCACCAUGACCACCACUCCUAAACUGCUGUUAAUACAAAACCUGGAGUGAGUUUUUAAUUGAUAUCAUUAUUCUUUUAUUCUUUUACUUGUUUCAGUCAUUUGACUGUGGCCAUGCUGGGGCACCACCUUUAGUUGAGCAAAUCGACCCCAGGACUAAUUCUUUGUAAGCCUAGUACUUAUUCUAUCAGUCUUUUUUGCCGAAUUGCUAAGUUACAGGAACAUUAACACACCAGCAUCAGUUGUCAAGCGAUGUUGGGGAAGAAAUACAGACACAAACGUACACACACACACAUAUGUAUACGACAGGCUUCUUUCAGUUUCCAUCUACCAAAUCCACUCACAAGGCUUUGGUCGAGCUGAGGCUAUAGUAGAAGACACUUGUCCAAGGUGCCAUACAGUGGGACUGAACCUGGAACUAUGUGGUUGUAAGCAAGCUACUUACCUCACAGCCACUUCUGCGCCUAUUGUCAAUAUUAUGAUAAUUAUUAUUGGGUGAGCUGGCAGAAUCAUUAGCAUGUCGGGCGAAAUGCUGAGCAGUAUUUCAUCUGUCGCUAUGUUCUGAGUUCAAAUUCCACUAAGGUCAACUUUGCCUUUUACCCUUUCGGGGUUGAUAAAUUAAAUAUUGGUUAAGUAUUGGGUCAAUGUAAUUGACUGUCCCCCUCCCCACAAAAUCCAGGCUGUGUGCCUAUAGUAGAAAGGAUUAUUACAUUUAUGUGAAAGGCAGCAAGCUAACACAAACGAGAGCAUGCCAGACAUGCCCUGACCUCGCCUUUCAUCCUUUCAGGGUUGAUAAAGUAAGUACCCGUUGCAUACUGGGGUGUUGAUGUAGUCAACUAGACUCCUCCAAUUUCAGAAAUAACCCAAUAUAUUUACCAUUAAUUUCGUGAAAUACUCAUGAGUCCUGCUAAUAAUAAUAAUUAUCCUUUCUACACUAAGCACAAGGCCUGAAAUUUCGGGGGAGGUGUGAGUUGAGCCUCAAUGCUCAACUGGUACUUAUUUUAUCGACCCCUAAAGAAUGGAAGGCAAAGUCUACCUUGGCAGAAUUUGCACUCAGAAUAUGGCUAAGCAUUUCGACCGACGUGCUAAUGAUUUUCCAGCUCGCCACCCUAUUUAAUAAUGAUAAUAAUAAUAAGAAGAAGAACAUGUUAUCGUUGUUGUUGUGUUUAAAUUUAAGACGACACUAUAGUGCCUAAUUUAUCAAUAUACAGAAAAGUAUCACUUAGUGACCAUUUUAAUUAUUAUUUAUUGAUAAGUUAUUGUUCAUUAUA